This is a messenger RNA of Nannospalax galili (Upper Galilee mountains blind mole rat), 2393 nucleotides long. Its product is annotated as MLV-related proviral Env polyprotein-like. Bases 274 to 2106 code for a protein of 610 amino acids. The record is from RefSeq and is a predicted model, not a curated record. NCBI's taxonomy places the organism in Eukaryota, Metazoa, Chordata, Mammalia, Rodentia, Spalacidae. The transcript has 2 exons.
CGGCUGUGUCCUCCGCGAGAUCCUUGGCCUGCUUCGGGGAAGGCGACGAGACGGUCCACAGCAUCCGCCGUCCGCGCUGUGACAGCCCGGGGACGCUGUCUGGGUCCGGAGGCAUCAGACUCGGAGCCUAGAACCACGCUGGAAAGGACCAUACACCGUCCUCCUCACCACACCAACAGCUCUUAAGGUCGACGGGAUUGCGGCUUGGAUCCACGCCUCCCACGUCAAGGCAGCGAACCCUGAACACCAAGAACAGCCCCCUGACGGAAGGAAAUGGCGGCUAGUCCGAACAGAAAACCCCUUAAAGCUAAGACUCGCUACAAUUUGAUGAUCAUAAUUCUGUUUUCGCUUAUUCCUGCUAUUCAAUGUUCUAACCCCCAUGCUCUGUACCACAUAACCUGGAAGAUUCUUAGCCUUACUACAGGGGAAACCAUAAAUAGCACCAUUCUUCAGGGGCCCCUGUCAACCAGUUUCCCAACAAUUGAAUUCGAUGUGUGCAAAUUAAUGAACCCUGAAGAUACUUGUAUGGGAAGGGGGGGGGUUUAUGUUUGCCCAGGAAACGGGAGAACCUCAGACCUGAUUCGCCGUUGUGGGGGAACGGAGGUAGGAUUCUGUAGCCAAUGGGGGUGUGAGACUUCGGGUAGCACCUAUUGGAAACCUUCUUCUAGCUGGGAUUUAAUUACAGUAACACAAUCCCCCAAUUGGGGAAUCCGAGAAACUGGAAAGGAUGAAGGAAAAUGCAGAGAUGGUAGCUGGGGAAGAUGUAAUAUACAGCAGUUAGGAUUUACAAACCAAGGAAAAAAGGCUGAUUGGAGUGGUACCAAGACAUGGGGGCUAUACUUAUACAGACCGGCCAAAGACCCCUUUGCCUUAUUCAUGAUUCAAAGGGAGUACAGCCGCCUAUCCUCUCAGCCAGUUGGCCCAAAUCCUGUCCUUCCAGACCAACGUCCGGCCUCGGUGCUUAAAGUUCCCUCACUGGGUAAUCUGAAUCAAACCAAUAACACACUCCAGGGACCCCUAAAACCUACCCCAACCCCGCCAGGUACCGGGGAUAGGCUCCUGAAUUUAAUCAAGGGGGCAUUCCAGGCACUUAAUCAAUCUGAUCCUGGAAAAACUAAGAGCUGCUGGCUGUGCCUUAAUCCACAACCCCCCUACUAUGAGGGCAUUGCCAUUCAGGGAAAUUACUCUAACCACACAGAAGCCCCCCCCGCAUGUCUAACCGGGGAACAUCAGUUAACCCUGACUCAGGUGACCUCAAGUGGCACCUGUAUUGGAAACCCCCCUAAUGCCUCCAAGCUCUGUAAUGAAACUGUAACAAUCUAUCCUGGUAGCUAUUAUCUGGUACCUCCUAAUGGUACCUAUUGGGCAUGCAAUACGGGGCUCACCCCAUGUGUGUCAGCAGCAGUACUAAACUCUACCCGAGAUUUCUGUGUCCUUAUUCAGCUGUGGCCUCGAAUUUACUGGCAUGAGGAUGACUAUGUACUGAAUUUUUAUGAAAAUUCCCCCACCAGGUUUAAGAGAGAGCCUAUCUCCCUCACCCUGGCCGUUCUGCUAGGAGUAGGAGGAAUCACUGCAGGAAUAGGUACGGGGGCCACCGCGCUUGUCCGUACAGACCAAUACAUGCUUUUACACCAGGCGAUGAACCAAGAUCUGCUCGCCUUGGAAAAAUCCGUCCGGGCUCUUAAGGACUCCCUUACCUCUCUAUCCGAAGUAGUAUUACAAAAUAGACGGGGUUUAGAUUUGUUAUUCCUAAAACAGGGAGGCUUGUGUGCUGCCUUAAAAGAACAAUGUUGCUUCUAUGCUGAUCAGACUGGGAUAGUCACUGAGACUCUAGACAGGCUCAAACAUAGAUUAGAAGAAAGGAAACGACACCUUGAGUCUCAACAAGGAUGGUUUGAAAACCUUUAUAAUAGAUCACCCUGGUUCACCACAUUGGUAUCCACCCUAGCUGGACCCUUAGUCCUACUCCUUCUUAUUUUAACCCUGGGACCUUGUAUACUUAAUCGACUGGUCCAAUUUGUGAAGGAACGGCUGUCUGUAGUGCAGGCGUUAGUCCUCACAAGCCAGUACCAGGCAUUGAGGACCGAAGAUCCAGACAUGUUAUGAUGAGUGAAAGAUUCCACUCAUAUGCCCAUAGAAAAAGAGGGGAAUGAAAAAUAAAGAGAAACUAGAUGCCAUGAGUACUCAGGGGCCCACAGCCCACUUGUUAUAACUUAACAGAAACCAGGACCAGCCUUAUCUAAAGGCUGCAAGGCAGGUAGGCGCCGGUCAAGCUUCACAGAUCAAGCUGUAAACUGGCUUUACGGUCAGAACUCCUGACCACCCUGAGGGCCCGAUACCAGGAAAUCUUUAGAAAACGUCUGUGCUUCUGAGGUCACCUCCCAUUUAGCAAU